Molecule: messenger RNA, 751 nt
Organism: Magnolia sinica
Lineage: Eukaryota; Viridiplantae; Streptophyta; Magnoliopsida; Magnoliales; Magnoliaceae
Product: kunitz trypsin inhibitor 5
Exons: 1
Coding region: 62-658 (198 amino acids)
Molecular function (GO): endopeptidase inhibitor activity
Source: RefSeq, a predicted model, not a curated record
CCUCGGGUUCAAUCUCAAUGCAUAUCUUUCCACAUCUUUCACUCACAUUCCGACUUAUAAAAUGAAAUUCAUCCUACUUCUAUCAAUCCUCUUCUUCUGGAAUGCCGUUGAGGCAUCAACCGGUACUGUCGUACUAGACAUAGCCGGUAAAAAGCUCCAACCGCAUGUGGACUACCACAUCCUACCGGUCAUACGUGGGAGGGGUGGCGGGCUAACCCUUGCAGCCCGAAAUGGCUCGUGCCCGUUCAACGUCGCCCAAGAGAAGUUGGAGGUGUCCAACGGUCUACCCAUGACUUUCCUACCAGUCAAUUCCAAGGACAAGGUUGUAAGCCUGUCGUCGGACAUGAAUGCAGUGUUCUCGGCUUCGACGGUAUGUGUUCAGUCGACCGUGUGGAGGCUUGGGGAUGUGGACAAGGUGACGGGAAAGCGGUACGUGACGACGGGUGGGGUGACUGGGAAUCCUGGUCUAAGUACGGUGAGCAACUGGUUUAAGAUUGAGAAAUAUAAUGAUGAUUAUAAGCUUGUGUUUUGCCCUAGUGUUUGUAAUUUUUGUAAGGUGAUUUGUGGGGAUGUUGGAGUAUUGAAUGAAGGAGGGAAGAGAUGGUUGGGUUUGAGUGAUGUGCCAUUUCCUGUUAUGUUUAAGAAGGCACGAAAAUGAAGGGAAUUUGAGAAUAAAAUGAGAGAUUUUACUUGUACUUGGGCUUUAGUGUCCUUUAUAAGAGUUACAAUAAGACAAUCUUUUGAGUUUUAA